AUGCCCAGUCCCGUCUGGUCGGAUAAAAGCGCAGGUCUACAAGCUCUCAACCCUACACCACCGACCAUCAAACAAGAACCGAAACCCCAAUCUCGAAACACCUACAGAAUGCCCCACGGCUUCGACAAGCUCCUCCACCACUCCCCAGAACCAGACUCCCCUCCGCGACGCCCAUCUACCCAAUCCAGAUACCACCUCCACGUCCGCCAACAGCCCGUCGCCGCACGAGCCUGCGGCGCAGGUGAUCGAGAUCGCCGCCCCGUCGACCCACCCCCAAUCGUCCAAAUCCUCCUCACAGACUUCGACCCAAACUCCCAAGAAGACCGCGACCUCCUCCAAGACCCCCGCUUUACAGUAGGCUGUCUCCUCUUCCCCGUCUCGCCUUCCUCCCCCUGGGCCGAACCAACAGACACCGAUCCCCAGCGAGAGCGAGACCACGAAAGAGAUACAGGCGGUAUCGCCCGCACAGACGAUGAUCUCUCAACCCCCUUGCUCUCCGGCAAAGCGUUCAUGUCGCCCUUCUACGUAAAUGCAGACCCAGACCCGAACUCAGCACCCGCACACCCCUCCUCCAUCCCCGACCCUAGUGUGCACAUCUUCGGCGCGGCCAGUCGCCUCCACCACCCAGCUACCUUUUUCAUUUUUGCCGAUCUGUCUAUUCGCUCGGCGGGCCUUUACCGUCUUCAGUUCCGACUGAUGAAUUGGGGCUCCGUCGAGGAUACGGGGCAGUCCAUGCCUAUCCUUGCAGAGGCAUGGUCGGAUCCCUUCCGGGUGUAUCCUGCUAAGGACUUUCCUGGAAUGCGGGAUUCGUCGAUUCUCGCGGAGGGGUUGAAGGAGUUGGGGUUUGUGGAGUUGAAAACUAGAGGGCAUGGGAAGGGGAAGGGGAAGAAGAGGCGGUGA
Molecule: messenger RNA, 900 nt
Organism: Penicillium soppii
Lineage: Eukaryota; Fungi; Ascomycota; Eurotiomycetes; Eurotiales; Aspergillaceae
Product: velvet factor family protein
Exons: 1
Coding region: 1-900 (299 amino acids)
Source: RefSeq, a predicted model, not a curated record